AUGACGUCGGGGACGAGACUGCCGACAUGGAAGGAGAGGGAGAACAACAAGCGGAGGGAGCGGCGCCGGAGGGCAAUCGCCGCCAAGAUCUUCGCUGGCUUGAGGAUGUACGGUAAUUACAAGCUCCCCAAACACUGUGAUAACAACGAGGUUCUCAAAGCUCUGUGUAAUGAAGCUGGUUGGAUCGUUGAAGAGGAUGGAACAACUUAUAGAAAGGGAUGCAAGCCUGUGGAACAUACGAAUACCAUGGGUGCUUCAGCAACAGUAAGCCCUUUCUCAUCAUACCAACCAAGCCCAGGAGCAUCUUUCAAUCCGAGCCCCUCGUCAUCUUCUUUUCCGAGCCCAGUCUCAUCACAUUAUGCUAGUAAUAUCAUUAACACUGCUGAUCCUAAUUCCCUUGUCCCAUGGCUUAAAAAUUUGUCUUCUGGCUCCUCACCCCCUCCAUUCAAGCUACGGCACAUAUGCAUCCCUGGAGGUUCUAUUAGUGCUCCUGUCACCCCACCAUUGAGCUCGCCUACUGCUCGUACGCCUAGAAUGAAGGCCAACUGGGAUAAUCUGACUGUUGAUUCAGCCUGGGGAGGCCAACACUAUCCAUUCCUACCCUCUUCUUCUCCACCAAGUCCAGGUCGUCGAACUCCGCCUGAUUCUGGAUGGCUUUCUGGUGUGCAAACUCCCAAUGAUGGACCUUCUUCUCCUACAUUCAGCCUGGUCUCAGCAAAUCCAUUUGGCCUUAGGGAGCCAUUUUCGAAUGGGGGGUCUCGUAUGUGGACCCCGGGGCAAAGUGGGACAUGCUCUCCUGCUGUUCCAGCGGGCAUUGACCAAACUGCUGAUGUUCCCAUGUCAGAUGCAAUUGCGGCCGAGUUUGCAUUUGGCAGUAACACAAGGGGACUAGUGAAACCGUGGGAAGGAGAGAUAAUCCAUGACGAAUGCGUUCCCGAUGAUCUUGAGCUCACUCUUGGGAACUCAAGCACCAGAUAG
Messenger RNA from Fraxinus pennsylvanica, 978 nucleotides. NCBI's taxonomy places the organism in Eukaryota, Viridiplantae, Streptophyta, Magnoliopsida, Lamiales, Oleaceae. The record is from the annotation of a GenBank genome assembly.